Austrofundulus limnaeus is the source of this 1344-nucleotide messenger RNA. It is a transcript of the gene tbx2b, whose product is annotated as T-box transcription factor 2b. Gene Ontology annotation, cellular component: nucleus; chromatin. Gene Ontology annotation, molecular function: RNA polymerase II cis-regulatory region sequence-specific DNA binding; DNA-binding transcription factor activity, RNA polymerase II-specific. NCBI's taxonomy places the organism in Eukaryota, Metazoa, Chordata, Actinopteri, Cyprinodontiformes, Rivulidae. The record is from RefSeq and is a predicted model, not a curated record. Gene Ontology annotation, biological process: regulation of transcription by RNA polymerase II; positive regulation of DNA-templated transcription; cell fate specification.
AUGAGAAGACGGACAGCGAGCAGGAGCUGGAGCCCCCUGACGAGCGCUGCACCGGCUCCAGCAGCCCGAGGACUGAGCCCGUGUCCCCCUACAGCUCCAGGUGUGAGGAGCGGGUCAGGGAGCGACCCGCCGCGGACCACAAGGACGAGUCCAUGUUCAGUCUAAGAACCACGGAGAAGGACAAAGCGGAGAGCCGGCACAGGAAGGACACCACGGAGCCCUUGACGAAGGACUCUGACGCCGGAGGCAUCGGGGCCACUAAGGAGGCCUUCUCCCCUCUGGUGGUCCAAACGGAGAGCCCCUCACACUUCAGUCCAGGUCACUUACAGAGCCUGGCUCUGUCCGGCCUGCACAGUCAGCAGUUCUUUAACCCUCUCAACGCCGGAUCGCCGCUGUUGUUUCACCCGGGCCAGUUCGCCAUGGCCCCUGGAGCCUUUUCCGCCAUGGGCAUGGGGCACCUGUUGGCCUCGGUGUCCGGAGCAACUGGUUUGGAYAAUGGGAGCCUCUCGGCCCAGAGCACAGGAGGAACUCCCGGGCCCUUCCCCUUCCACCUGUCUCAGCACAUGCUCGCCUCUCAGGGCAUCCCCAUGCCUCCGUUCGGGGGUCUCUUCCCGUACCCCUACACCUACAUGGCGGCUGCAGCGGCUGCGGCCUCGGCCUCGGCCCUCCCGGCCACCAGCACCUCCAGCCCGCUGUCCAGGAACCCCUUCCUGGGCUCGUCCCGACCCCGCCUGCGCUUCAACCCCUACCAGCUGCCCAUGUCCCUGCCCCAGAGCUCCGGCCUCCUGGCCACCGGCCUGCCCGGGGGCCUCAACCUGAGCUCCGACUCCCCCAAACCCAGCAGCAGGGAGACCAGCCCGGCACCGGACCACCACAAGACGGGAGGCUCGGCUGGACGAGUCUCGUCCCCGAAAGCCUCGGUGAAGGACUCUGUGAACGAGCUGCAGAGCAUCCAGAGACUGGUGAGCGGCCUGGAGGGCCAGAGGGAGCCCUCUCCCAACGCAGACUCCCCCAAGUGAUCUGGACUCUGCUCGGAACGUGGACUUGUCUCGACCAGAGGACUGUGGGGCGUCCUGUACAGCACAGCAUCAGAGACUGAGAGGACACGAGGGUCAGGGCAGCUGCAGGUCGACAAAAUGUACUCGAUAUCAUAUUUACCUUUUUUUAAACUCACAAGGACUGAGGGUUUCCUCCAGAGACUGGUGAGAAGGGUGGAGCGGCCGUGAGACAACGUGUCCACCCUCCCUGCCUGCAGCAGCUACUCUGGAAUACUUUUCUACUUUCACUUACCGGAUGGCAAAUAGGUAAAAUCAAAAAAAAUGUGCAAAAGAUAAAAAAAAAAAA